CCGCCCCUCCCCAGCAGAUUCUCCAUCAGCCUCUCAACUCCCGUCAAUUCAGCACAGGAAUCGCUUGUUAGAAACAACCCGAAUAACGUUUUAUAGUCAGAUAUGGACGCGGCGACUUCCCCUCACAAUCAGUGCAGAUACAGUUAUGAAGACUACAUGGAGACAGCAGAUUGGCUGCUAGCAAACACAGUGCAUCGUCCAAAGGUGGCCAUCAUCUGUGGUUCAGGCCUGGGCAGUCUGGUUGAUCUGCUGGAUGACAAGAUGGUCUUCCCUUAUAGUAAAAUCCCCCAUUUCCCCAGCAGCACUGUGGCAGGCCAUACUGGUCUCUUGGUCUUUGGAAAACUGCAGGGCCAUGAGUGUGUUUGCAUGCAAGGGCGUUUCCACUUCUACGAGGGCUACAACAUGAACACGGUGACAUACCCAGUGCGAGUCUUCUUCCUGCUGGGUGUGAAAACUCUGAUUGUGACAAAUGCAGCAGGGGGUCUCAAUGGCAAAUACAAUGUGGGAGACAUCAUGCUCAUUAAGGAUCACAUCAACAUGCCGGGCUUUGCGGGGCAGAACCCACUGUGUGGCCACAACGAUGAAAGGUUUGGACUGCGUUUCCCUUCCAUGUCGGAUGCAUAUGACAGUGAGUUGAGGGCUCUGGCUAAGGAAACAGCAAAGGAGCAGGACUGUGAUAGCUUCCUGCAGGAAGGGGUUUACUGCAUGUUGGCUGGACCAACAUAUGAGACUACUGCAGAGUGCAGAGUCCUCCAGAUGCUGGGCGCUGACGCUGUGGGUAUGAGCACAGUCCCAGAGGUAGUGGUGGCUCGCCACUGUGGCUUGCGUGUCUUGGGCAUCUCCCUCAUCACCAACAAGGUUGUGGCAGAUUAUGACAACAGUGAAAAAGCAAAUCACGAGGAAGUGCUAAGCACCAGCCAGCGCCGGACCCCAGACAUCCAGAGGCUCGUCAGCCACCUCAUCGCCAAGAUCGAGUAGCUUCGUUUAAAAUCUGCUAGCACUAAUACACACAGGUUUCUUUUAAAGGUUAAAAGUAUGUGCAGACAGUGAGUUGUUAAAGUUAGGGGGUUAGGUUAUUACUUAGAAGUGUUGGGUAAUGUGGUUAACCAGGAAAGUGGGUGAGAUGUUUUGGGGGUAUCGAGCAGAAUAAGAUUCUGACCUACUGUUGUAGAUACUAAAAGUCUUUAGCAUCACUCUUGGUGUGGUCAGACGUGCUUAUAACCACACCCAACAGUGAUGUCAUGGUCUACUGUGAUGUUCACCACUACAACACUGCAGCAACUUAACACCACUGCAGGACAGCAACAACUAGUUUUCAGGGGCUGUUAAAGUUGCUCUUUAAUCACAAAUAGGGUGUGUGACUCACGAGAUGCGGAAACAAGGAUAAGGAAAUGUGGUGAAAGUAGAAUUUGUUUCAAAGUGACAAUUAAUUGGUGUCUCUUGGGUGACAUAUUGACUUGUUGUGUGUUUGUAGUAAUCCAAACUGAGCACUACAGUGGCUUAUAAUUACAGUACACCAUUACUUUACUUAAAAGGAUCGCAGAUCUUUGAUCAAUAAAUGUAGCAGGAAUACAGCACUGGCAAUUGUCCAGCCCCCUUUGGUAUUUCUGCAGGCUUGUUAGACCUGUGACAGCAAACACAAAGACUGGGACUUUUCAAAUUGUUGAACCUGUAUGUUUGACAGUAUUCAAACAAUGAUUAUAAGGCAAUAAUAUGGGCUACUAAUUACUACUACUACUACUAGACACAUGGAACCUCUAAAUAUACUAAGAUAAGUGGGAGAUGAUUACUGGUUAUUACCACUGAGUAGCAUUGUGUUCUUGGUGAUGGAGAAUGAGCAAAAUGUUUUUUAAACCUCAUCCUUUAAUUGUUCUCUAAUUUCUAAAUCAUUUACUAUAUCUAGUCUCAGGAUAGACUCUAAUCCACUUACUGGUGCUAUCAAAUUAAAAAUUUAUAGAUGAGA
Molecule: messenger RNA, 1963 nt
Organism: Monopterus albus (swamp eel)
Lineage: Eukaryota; Metazoa; Chordata; Actinopteri; Synbranchiformes; Synbranchidae
Gene: pnp6
Product: purine nucleoside phosphorylase 6
Exons: 6
Coding region: 103-978 (291 amino acids)
Biological process (GO): nucleoside metabolic process
Cellular component (GO): cytoplasm
Molecular function (GO): purine-nucleoside phosphorylase activity
Source: RefSeq, a predicted model, not a curated record